AUGAUGCAAGGCGUCUUGCAUGGCGAUGACACCACUUGGGUGGACGCGACGGUGAUCUGGCAUCCGCUGACGGCGGGCGAGGCGGGCGCGCUCAAGGCGCUGGUGGCGGCGGACGGGGAGUACCGCGUGCGCCUUGCGCCCAACCCCUUCUCCGCCGCUCCCCCGCCCCAAGGGCACGUCAUCGCAUGGGGCCGCGCGCGUUGUCUUGCGGCAGCUGGCUUUCGCGACUCGCUGCACCUCCUCUUUGAUGCGGGCGGCAGGCUGAUAUCGGCUCAUGUGAAAGCACAAGCUGACUGCUCUCCAGCCGCCACUGCUGCUCUCGAUGUCGAUGCGGUGAUGGCGGUGCCUCUCAUCGUACUCAACUCUGACGUCACCAUCCAUGCAAGCACAAUCGCCCAACGCCUGCCAGUGCGCACGGCCCCAGUGGGGGGAGGCGCGGUGGGGGCGGGGGGAGCAGCAGGGGGAGGGGUGGGCGGAGAGGAGGACCCCAUGGCUCCCCCAGUGCCGCCCAAGACGUUCUGGCAGAAAUAUUGGGUGUUCAUCAUGGCGGGCGGUCUGCUCGUGCUCAACGUCUUCACGGCCCUCGCUGGCCCCGAUGCUCCCCCCGCUGCUCAAGGGGGGGGUGCUGCUGGGGGAGGGGGAGGAGCACGGCGUGGGGGUGGGGGAGGGGGAGGGGGAGGAGGAGGGGGUGGUAGACGGGCGUAG
Molecule: messenger RNA, 705 nt
Organism: Closterium sp. NIES-65
Lineage: Eukaryota; Viridiplantae; Streptophyta; Zygnematophyceae; Desmidiales; Closteriaceae
Source: the annotation of a GenBank genome assembly